Cryptomeria japonica (Japanese cedar) is the source of this 2422-nucleotide messenger RNA. RefSeq names its product guanylate kinase 1. The transcript is spliced from 13 exons. Lineage: Eukaryota; Viridiplantae; Streptophyta; Pinopsida; Cupressales; Cupressaceae. The record is from RefSeq and is a predicted model, not a curated record. Gene Ontology annotation, molecular function: GMP kinase activity; protein binding. Gene Ontology annotation, cellular component: cytosol. The coding region runs from base 562 to 1872 and encodes 436 amino acids. Gene Ontology annotation, biological process: purine nucleotide metabolic process.
AAAUGGCCGCGGGUUCAGGAAAUCCAAAAUGACGGUUUUGUGGAACUAUUGGUGGUUUUCUGAUGCAUACAGCAGAGGAAUAAGUUCGUAGCACUCAUUACUAGAUUCCAAGCGUACGAGGCAAGGCAAGGAAGGAAGUUUCUUCCCUUGCGCUAUAAGGACUCGGCAGCGACGUGAGCCCCACAAAAAGCAUUAUAUACACUCUCCCAAUUUAACUAUUAUUGACAAAGAGCGGAUCGCAACUGAACACGACGAAGAAAAAGCCAUUUUUUAAAUCUAUCGAGCGGCAGUAAAUGCCAUUAUUUAUUUCGGGUGCUUGACGGGCUCAUUAAAAUCAUUUUUAUCGCUCGACGGGUUCAUUAAAAUCAUUUUUAUCAAGUAAGAACGCUAUUUUGAUCCUCGGGAAAAACAGGUGACAGGUUUUCUUUUUGUGGAGGGAUCUUCCAUAGAGAGCAUAGUUAUGGUGAUUGCCAUUCAGGUCGUGUAGAUCACGUCGGAAAUUUAGUUUGUUUUCUUUGCCACUGAUAUCCACAGAAGCUUCUUACUGAAGUGAACUAUGCAAUGUAUACAGAGGGAGAGAGACCUAGAUUUAGACACAGUUACAAAAGUAUGGAAACAUACAUCCAUACAUACAGAUACAGAUGUGGAUAUAUAAUACAAGGGGAUUUGCAACGAUGCAUUGAGGAAGAUUAUAUAAAUAUCUUGGGAAAUGGAAAUUGUCCAGAGGCUAGAUCUUUUCACUCAUCUACUGCUGUAGGUAAAAGAAUAUAUAUAUUUGGAGGGGACAAAGGAGGUAUUUUGUCUAAUGAUGUACAGAUUUUUGAGACCUCGACUGGAAAAUGGAUUACUCCAUUAGUCCUAGGCACUAGACCAUCUCCUCGUCGGGGUCACUCUGCCGUUCCUCUGAACAAUGACCGGAUACUGAUUCUUGGUGGCAGCUCCAAACCAAAGGACAAUAUCUGGUUUCUUGAGGUUGACACUUCUUUUGUCAAAGAACAAAGGAAAAUUCAAGGCAAUGAAGUUGUAGCAUGGAGCAAGGCAAUUAUAGGUGAUACUCCUCAACCUGUGGUCAUUAGUGGACCAUCCGGUGUUGGAAAAGGAACCUUGAUAAACAAACUCAUGAAAGAAUUCCCAGCUACCUUUGGAUUUUCUGUAAGUCAUACAACACGAGCUCCAAGAGAGAAAGAGAUGGCUGGAGUACACUAUCACUUUACCCAACACAAAGUAAUGGAAAUGGAGGUUCAGGAAGGAAAGUUUCUCGAGUCUGCAAAUGUCCAUGGCAAUAUGUAUGGAACUAGCAUUGCAGCCGUAGAGGCAGUAGCUGAUGCUGGGAAGAGAUGUAUUUUGGACAUUGAUGUCCAAGGGGCAAGGUCUGUGAGGAAUAGUACAUUAAAUGCCCUGUUCAUCUUUAUCUGCCCACCUUCACUUGAAGAGCUAGAAAAACGUUUGCGUGGGAGAGGAACAGAAAAGGAGGAAGAUGUCCAAAAGCGUUUAAGAACUGCCAAGUCAGAACUCGAACAGGGGAGAAACUCAAAUCUAUUUGACCAUAUAUUGGUUAAUGAUGACUUGGAUGCAUGCUAUGACAAUCUCAAGGAUUUUCUUGGCCUCAGUAAUGUGUCCUUUCCAUUGGGAGCAGCCAAUGGUCUUCCUGAUCCAUCAGUGGUAGAUGUUGAAUUCCCUUAUGGUCAUUCUGCAUCAUUAGUGAAUCAAAAAGUAAUAGUUUAUGGUGGUAUUUCAGCAGAAGGAAGAGGAGCAAAAACAAUGCAUGUCCUUGAUGUGUCUUCCCUUGAAGGUGGAGCUCCAGGAAGAACUCGAGGUGUAAAGACUCUGGCAGUGGAUGAAAUCAGUAAUCCAUGCAUCUGGCUCAAAUAAAGUCCUCCAUCUAGAGAACAAGCAAAGAAGUUUCAACCAGAAGUUUGUCUGGUUACAGGGAAUGGUGGGGUCAAUCACUGAUAAAUUUUGUGAUGAUCUGGAUAAAGAUCUGUUUUAAUCGCAAAGUUAGUGAUUGUGCGGCUUUAUUGAUAACUAAUAAAUCCAACUAGAGGAGUGAGGUGGGAAUUUCAUGUUUACAAUGUACUUGAUAUUUUGUUUCAGAUUAGUAAUUGAGAAAAUCCAUAAUUUCUGAGAAUUCUUUUCAAGCGACAAAGAGCAUUCAUUUGCAAAACAAGCUUGUUUUAGAUGAAUAUCAAUACUAACAAUGAUGGUUAUGUGGCUCCAAAGUCGCAAGUUUCUUGAUUCAUUGGAGAUCCAUAAUAGCAAGGAUGUAAUAAAGGUGUUGCCAUAGUGGGGUGCAGAUCCAGAGCGCUCCAUGCAGUUCUCAUUUCUGCAAUUUUGUGAUCUUUGGAAUCGAUAUGAAAAAUGUCUGAUUCCUAUAUACAACAAUCAUAAGAGCAUAUAAUUUAUACUGAUUUUACAAUGGCCA